AUGGCAGAGAUGUGUGUACCCAAGGAACCAGGUGGCCAUGAUGAGGCUAAGCCCCCAUUCUGGGGUGAUGGUGGGGAGGGCAGAGCUCCAGGGUCCUGCGAGAGUCCAGAGGAGAGGGAGAUAUUUCAAGGCCAGAGAUCAGCUGAGAAAGACCCUAGGCUGUCCAGGAGCUUAAGAAGCUUGCCAGGGUGUCUGACCCGGGCUCCUUUGUCUCUGAUGCUGCUCCUCGUCUCGUUGGGUAUCUUCAUGCUCAUGCUAAUCACCUUGGUUAAAGUCUCCAGGAUCCAACAAUCCCUGCCAAGAGAGAUGGACAAUCAAGGGAGCCACAGUCCGGUGGUUGUUUUGCAGGAGCUGAUGCAGUCAGACUUGGAGGAGAUCCUCCAGCAGUUGACCACGAUGAACGCCACCCUGGCUGGCCUGUGCCGUCCCUGUCCCUGGAAUUGGGACUUCUUCCAGGGAAGCUGCUAUAUGUUCUCCCAGAUUCAGGCCACCUGGAAAGCUUCUGUCUCUGCCUGUGAGGACAUGAGGGCCCAGCUGGUGGUCAUUAACAAUGCUGAGGAGCAGAAAUUCCUGAAAUCUUGGAAUGCCAGAAUUAAUAAACGCACCUGGAUCGGCCUCAGUGACCAACACAAUGAAGGUUCCUGGCAUUGGGUGGACAAUACCCCCAUCCAUCUCAGCUUCUGGAAAGAAGGGGAACCUAACAAUCACGAAGAUGAGGACUGUGUGGAAUUGGAUGGUGAAGGCUGGAAUGAUAGCAAAUGUAGUGCAGAAUACUUCUGGAUCUGUGAGAAGCCCUCAGCUGUGUGCCCAGGCCUCUGA
This is a messenger RNA of Miniopterus natalensis, 819 nucleotides long. Lineage: Eukaryota; Metazoa; Chordata; Mammalia; Chiroptera; Miniopteridae. The record is from RefSeq and is a predicted model, not a curated record.